Messenger RNA from Cydia pomonella (codling moth), 4214 nucleotides. RefSeq names its product ribosome-binding protein 1-like. Bases 1436 to 3145 code for a protein of 569 amino acids. Gene Ontology annotation, biological process: proteolysis; regulation of cilium assembly. The transcript is spliced from 10 exons. Lineage: Eukaryota; Metazoa; Arthropoda; Insecta; Lepidoptera; Tortricidae. Gene Ontology annotation, molecular function: serine-type endopeptidase activity. Gene Ontology annotation, cellular component: centrosome. The record is from RefSeq and is a predicted model, not a curated record.
UGGCAUGUUGGCUAUGCACCUGUGAGAUACGUAUUACAAAGAACAAUCACACUUACAUUUUCACGUCCAGUUGCAAAAAUGUUCACUUUGGUUAAGAUAAUACGUAUUUCUAAAUAAUAAGUUAAGAACAGUAAAUAACACAAGUACCCUUCAUCUAUAUUUCGUGACCAUAACUGUCAGAACAUAAGUAACGUAAACAACAAAGUAUUUGUGAUAAUUAGCCAUGAUUAAAUUUAAAUUAGUUUGCAUUAAUUAUUCUAAAAUAAAUGAAUUUAAAUGUAGCAAAUACAUUUGUUAAAUUCAAUUUAAUACGCUAACCGGAUGUGCGGCAAUCUUAGCUGACUAUUUUAUUAUAAUGUCCAAGCUAAUAAUAAAUAUGUAAAUAUAUUUAUUAUUAGCCUUCCUAAAUUCCUAAAGAUUUAUUUAAUAAUUUUCGUAUGAAUUGUAUUUGCUAUAUUUAAUUAUUAUCAUAACCGGAUGUACAGGAAAUAUCGUAGUUUGUUUGUCCCACCAAGAAGGGGUGGAAGGGGCACAAUCUAAGCAAAUAUAAGCGGGUGUCUGGCAGUUGUGGGUCACUUCCCAGUUGGAAAGCUAACGACAACGAACCAAGUUAAGUGUCAAUUUUAUAUUUUUUAUUCGUGAUUUUAUGACCUGUUAUAAAUCUUUUUGUGUGAUUUCUUUUUAUUGUGGUCAGAUGGUAUGUACGUUACAAUAUUUAAUGUGAAUAUAAACCUUUGUUGACAUAAUAAGCGUGAUUUUUAAUUCGUUUCUAAUUACUAUGUAACGUAUAUUCCAACUGAUUAUUGUAUGAGAUAUUAUAUAGGUACCUUACGCCAUUUGCUCGCUUUUGUUACUGCUUUAAAUUAUGUCAAGUGUGUACGUUAAGGAAGCCAGUACUUAAUAAUAAGCCACCAUUUCAUAGCGAUUAUUAUGCAGCGUACUUACUUGACUAAUUUAAUGAUACAGUAUUAACAUUUUGUGAAUGAUGUGAUAACAAGGCGGAUUAUGUAAUCGAUCAUAUGCAGUAAGUUUACAAUAUACUUUUACUUAUAUUUGUUAUUUAAAUACACUAAUUUAUAGCUAAAUACUGAAUAAUAAUCAUGUUUACCCCUUUCUAUGUUUUUCAUAUCCUAAACCUUGUAGUCAUCCCUAUAAAUAUAUAUUACUCUCAGCUUUAACAAGCUGGUGUUAAUUAAUUAAUGCAUUACCAUCUUAGUUCCUAUUUCAUUAAUAUAAAUUAAUUAGAUAAAAUAUAUUUUUAGUGGUGAAAUAAUCUUUACCUUAUGCUUUAUCUUAAUAAAUCUAACAUCAGAAGUGGGAUACGACCUUCGUUUACAUAUUUCAUCUAUACAUUUCAGAAUGAGUGCUGCAUCAUUAGAAGAACUCUUAAAAGCGAUUCGUGAUGCCGUCACCACAACACAGCACAAUCUGAAGGAUGACGACAUUGCGCUGCCGUUGUUCGACCCGGAGCGGAGCGACAGCGGAGCUGCCGGCUGGUGCGACAGCAUCGAAGCACUGGCAAAGGAGUUCAACUGGAGUGACAUCAAAACUGCAGCCAAAGCCGUGCGCAGUGCUGCGUGCUGAGGUGGUGAAGCGGAAGGAGGAAGCGGAGCGCGAGCGGAACCUGCGGAGCGAGGCGGCGGCGCGCCUCAAGGAGCUCGAGGAGAAGUUCUCGCUGCUCGGGGCUCGGGCUAUUCACAUGCUGGGGGUCAAGGAGCAGGCGCUCGAGCAGGAGGUAGCAGUGACCACGCUGAAGCAGUGCUACCGCGAGGCGCGAGAAGAGAUCGAUGAACUGCGUAUGCUGCAGGCCGAACAGAACUUACAGGUCCAGGACUACCGCGCUAAGUACCAACGCGCGCAGCAGACCAUCGAGGAGCAGAAGAGACAACUGUCGCUGCAGGACAUGGACAACCAGCGGAUCGCCGACCAGAUUAACCUCGAAAUCCAGCGGAUUAAGCUGAAAUUCCAAGAGAAGCUGUCGGAGCUCUCUCCCCUGCCCGCGGUGCUGAAGCACACGCAGCGGCGCCUGAUGGAGGCGCAGCAGAGCCAGGCCCUCGCCGAGCACAAGGCCGACAGCCUCGCCAGGGAGCUGGCCACCGCCAGGGAGAAGUUGCACAUGCUCCUCCACACAAUCACGAAGCCGCCGCCCGAGAAGGGCCCCGAGAAGAACUACGACGAGAAGAUGGUCGCGCAGGCGCAGGCGCGCGCGGCCCAGCUGGCCGAGACCAACGCUACGCUCAAGCAGGAGAUCGAGCGGCUCAAGUUGAACGUGAUCCGCAUGGAGGAGACGGUGAUGCUGACGGACAAGCGGCUGCAGGAGAAGAUGCACGAGUGCGCGGCGCUCGGCGGCGAGCUGGAGCGCGCGCGCGACCACGCCACCAGGGAGGUCCUGCUGGCCAACCAGCGGGCGGACACGGCGCGCGCCUGCCUGGAGAGCACGGCCACGGAGAUGGAGCGCCGGCUGGCCGCCGCCAACCGGGCGCUCGCCGCCGCCGAGCUGGACCGCGACGAGGCCCCGGCGGGCGCGUACCCGGGCGCCUGCGCGCUGCUGGACUCCUCGCUGGCGCCGCGCUGCUCCUGCACGGUGCUGGCAACGCGCUGGGCGCUCACGGCGGCGCACUGCGCGAAGCCCGAGGUGGCCUACGUGCAGUUUAAUGGACGGGAUCGCUCCGACUCCAAUCUCGCGACUGUAAAGCUCGUCUACGCACAUCCCUCGUUCGAGGCCGUGGUGAGGGACCUGGGCGAGGGCCCGGACGUGGUGACGCUGCAGCACGACCUGGGCCUGGUGCGCACGCGCAGCAACAUGGUGCUCUCCUCCUACUCGUACUUCCCCGUCCCCCGCGCCCCGCGCACCAACGGCGACAUCGUCAGCGGCAUGAUGCUGUACCAUAUCGAGGAUCUGAUAGAUAAGGAUCAUGUUCGGGUCAAAAUCAGAUCCAUGAAGCGCCUGCGCAAAUACUAUAGCAAAGCGCCACAGAGGUCAAUCUCCUCUCGUAUUAAUUUAAGAUAUUGUCAAAAUUUGCAUGUCACUUACUUAUUCCUGUACCACAAGACAGAUUACACGUCUCAUAUAUUUUAUUUUGAGUUUUUCUACUAUAAGCCCGUCAGACCCUUGAACAUGGUCCUUCGAACCGGAUAUAAUUGAAGGAACCAGCAUUUAUAGGAGGACCGAAGGGAAAUACCUAUAUAUUACCAAUUUAUCACUGAGGAUAUUACGACUGCCGAGGCUGUGAUGAAGAAAUUCACCAGGACAUCGGAAUCCAGCAGUGUUGAGUGUGUUAGGAGUUGUUAGGGUCCAGCACUCGUUAUUAAGGUAUAAUUAGGUAGGAUUUAUGGUGGAAAAACCAGGUUAGUGAAUAUUUUAUUGUUUAAAGUGUAUUGGUAUUUAUUAAGGUCCGAUCAAUUUGUAAGUUAGUUCGUUGUAUUUAUUUAAAUGUGAUAUUCAUCUAGUCAAUUCUUAAUUAUUUUAUUUAUUUGAAACUCACAAUAAAUUGAAUUGAUGUUCGUUUAAAUAACUUACUUUUGUCAACGCAACUUCUGACCGUUAAUUUACCGCUAUUCGUGUAGGUACGCUUAUUCUAUUCACUCGAGACUAGUCGUAAUCUUUAAUUUAUUUGUAUUGUGGAUUAUUUUAAACAGGAAUUAUUACUAGGGAUUUUAAAUAAAAAUUGUAUUUUAAAUUGAAUAAUUUUAUAUGAAUGAUAAUCUGCGAAUGUAUGGUCUUUGUUAAUAGGUACAAUAAGAUAAUAGUUUAGUAUAUUUUACAUUAUUUUACACGAAUCAAUCAAUUAUUUACAUUUUAUUCGUGAUUUUGAAUUAUUUAUUAUAAUUUUAUUGUAAAAUCUUACGAACUAGACUAUUUUAGCUUAUUGACUAAACUGAACACAAAGUGUAAUUUUAAUUAUUAAAUUGUUUCAAUAAUCGUGUUUACAUCUAUUAAUUGUUUACAUUCAAGGUCUACGUACACCAGCUUCCCAAAAAUGGUUGAUGAAAAGGAUUUAAUUCGCAAAAGAGGCAGUUACAAAGGUCAACUAACCUUGUUUACUACAUACCUAGGCACAGUGAAGGAAUCGUCAUUAACUCAAGCUGAGGCUAGUCAAUUGCAGUUGCGUAUAGGUAAGAUUGAGGCAUUGUAUGAGCUUUACGAUGAUGUACAGACACAGUUAGAGUGCAGCAGUGACAAUUUGGACGCACAUAUCGCAGAGCGAGACGAG